Messenger RNA from Effrenium voratum, 633 nucleotides. Lineage: Eukaryota; Dinophyceae; Suessiales; Symbiodiniaceae. The record is from the annotation of a GenBank genome assembly.
AUGUUCGGGUGCUGCUGCGUGGACGAGAAGCCCGCGGACUAUGUGGAGCUCCAGAUGGACACCGCUUUCCCGGAGGGAAAGUCUAAGAAGGAGGCUCCGGCGGUGUCCGGCACGUUCGACAUCACCUUGGAGCGAAUCCCCGGCACCUACUUUGGCAUCGACUUGUCCAGCGCGGGCAAGGCGUGUGUCGUCACCAGUGUCACCAGCGAUGGCCUGAUCGCAGAGUGGAACAGCAAGAGUGGGCCAGAGACGAAGGUGCAAAAGUACGACCGCUUGUAUGCCGUGAACGGCGUGAACAGCGAGAAGAGCAAGGAGGUGCUGGACACCUUGAAAGGCACCCACAACAAGAUGGUCCUCACCUUCCAGCGGGCGAUUUGCCACGAGGUGAAGGUCCGGUGUGGCCUGGGCAGCCUGGGAAUGCACCUCAAGGACGGCCCCCACUUUCUGCUGGUGCUGGGCCUUGAGGAGGGCGUGGUCAAGGAGUACAACAAGACCGUGGGCCCCGAGCUCCAGAUUGUGCAGUCGGACCGCAUCAUCGGGGUGGAUGGCUACGAGGGAUCCGGCGCGUCCUUGCUGGAGAAGGUGCGGGGCGCCGGGCCGGAGGUGUCGCUGAAGGUCUUGGCUUGGAGGUGA